CUGCCCGCGACCCCGUCCCCGUCCCCGGACCGUGACCGGACAGGACCCGGCCCCAGCGGAGCAGCCCGGCGCAGCAAGCAGCCCGCCCCUGCGAGGGGGAGCAGCCGGGCCCCGGCAGAGCAGCGCGCUCCGGCAGGAGCAGAUGCCCUGAGGUUUGUCGGUCUCAUCACUAUAGACGUUGCCUGGGUAAAACUCUUUACUGUGCCUCUUCAUUUGCUCUGCUUGAGGAAGGGAAGCCAGCUGUAUUAAUGCCUAGACUGCUUGAAUGACAGAUUAAUCAGCCACUCGAUGGGGAUUACCAGUGGAGCAGCUCUUUGUGUCACCUUUCAACCUUUGUGUAGCAAACAAAACAACUUCAGCACCUCUUCAAUAAUAAUUAUGAAACUGGUAUUAACUGAAUGGCAAUUAUGGAUUUUUAACUCUAGUUCACAGUAAGCAAAACGCAAGCCCAGCAAGCCAUAUGUUGAAUUUCCUACCAAAUAGCUUUUUGUUCCUCUGAAUGUUUCAACGCCUACACACGAAAUUGAUGACGGAACCUGUUCGUAACGAGGGGAAUUACAAAUAUUGCUUGCACGAGGAACGCGACGCCAUCAGAAAGAGAAGACACCGUAACUUAUCGUUAGAGAUGAUAGUGUUAUUUAUAUAGAUAGAAUAAAUAAAUAAAUAUAUAAAUAUAUAUUAUAUAUAUUUUUAUGGUAAUGAAAAUGGCUCCCCAGAAUGCUGACUCGGAAUCUAUGCAAGUUCAAGAGCUACCCGUGGUUCAGCUUCAGAAACCGGAAAACGAGAAUGAGAGUAAGGAAGAGACCAUAAGCGAAGGAUCCAUAGAUCGGAUACCUGUUCGUCUCUGGGUGAUGCACGGGGCCGUGAUGUUUGGCAGAGAGUUCUGUUACGCCAUGGAGACAGCUUUGGUGACGCCAGUAUUGUUACAAAUUGGUCUUCCUGAACAGUACUACAGCCUCACUUGGUUCCUCAGCCCAAUCCUGGGCCUGAUCUUCACUCCUCUAAUAGGUUCGGCUAGUGACCGCUGUACUCUCAGCUGGGGCCGCCGGCGGCCUUUUAUCCUUGCCCUCUGCAUUGGUGUUCUCUUUGGAGUUGCCCUUUUCCUGAACGGCUCCAUUAUAGGCCUGGCUAUCGGAGAUGUCCCAGACAAGCAACCCAUCGGCAUCGUUCUCACUGUGCUGGGUGUGGUGGUCUUGGAUUUCUGUGCUGAUGCGACGGAGGGGCCGAUCCGGGCCUAUCUGCUGGACGUGGUGGACAGCGAGGAACAGGACAUGGCGCUCAACAUCCACGCCUUCUCAGCUGGUCUCGGAGGGGCCAUUGGCUACAUGCUGGGAGGCCUCGACUGGAUGCAGACGUUCUUUGGGGUCAUCUUCGUCUCCCAGGAGCAAGUCCUCUUCUUCUUUGCCGCCAUCAUCUUCUCCGUCUCCGUCGUCCUCCACCUUUGCAGCAUUGAGGAGGAGCAAUACAACCCCCAGCAGGACAGGAUCGACGACGAAGCCGACACCCUUUCGAGCGUCAAGCUGAGCGGCAGCCUCCCUCCCCUGAGCCGCCUGAACGUCAUCAGCGAGGAAGACCAUUACAGGAGCUCCAUGUACCGGGACGAGGUGCAGUCUGAGCAGGACCUCAACAUGGACUUCCUUGACGUGGACAUUGUCCGCAGCAAGAGCGACUCUGUCCUACACAUGCCCGACGCCACCUUGGAGAUGGAAUCCGAGCUGCUUUUCCUCCACGAAAUCGAGCCUUCCAUCUUCCAGGACUCUUCCUACCCCAACACCCCGCACAGCGCCAGCCAGGAGUACAUGAAGUCCAAAUUCAACCGCCUGUCUGCUUUCCUCAGGGAGAACGAGAAGGAGGAGGACAUGUUACUUGAUAAUCACUUGAACGAAGCCAAAGCCCCGAACAGCAACGGCUCCCUACCAAAAGACCUCCUGAACGGGCACACGAGGAUCGGCAUGAAGCAGUCGAGCACCUCCAACUCCAUGCGCAGGCGCAAGCACAUGUUCUACCGGCAGCCUUCCCACACCUUCUCCUACUACGGCAAGAUCGGCUCCCACCGCUACCGCUUCCGGCGGGCCAACGCCAUCGUGCUGAUCAAGUCCUCGCGGAGCAUGAACGAUAUCUACGACAUGCAGAAGAGGCAGCGGCAGAGGUACCGGCACAGGAACCAGAGCGGCACCACCAACUCCAGCGGCGACACCGAGAGCGAGGAAGGCGAGACCGAAACCACCGUCCGGCUCCUGUGGCUGUCCAUGCUGAAGAUGCCCAAGGAGCUCCUGCGGCUCUGCGUCUGCCACCUCUUGACCUGGUUCUCCAUCAUCGCCGAAGCCGUGUUCUACACCGACUUCAUGGGGCAGGUCAUUUUCAACGGCGACCCCAAGGCCCCUUCAAAUUCCACCGAACUGCAUGCCUACAAUGCCGGCGUUCAGAUGGGCUGUUGGGGAUUGGUCAUCUACGCUGCUACUGCAGCUGUAUGUUCAGCCUUGCUACAGAAAUACUUGGACAACUACGACCUCAGCAUCCGAGUGAUCUACAUCCUGGGCACUCUGGGCUUCUCCAUCGGCACGGCAGUGAUGGCCAUGUUCCCCAAUGUGUACGUCGCCAUGAUCAUGAUCAGCUCCAUGGGCAUCGUUUCCAUGAGUAUAUCCUACUGCCCCUACGCCCUUCUAGGCCAGUAUCACGACAUCAAGCAGUAUAUCCACCAUAGCCCUGGGAACUCAAAGCGAGGUUUUGGCAUAGACUGCGCCAUCCUGUCCUGCCAAGUCUACAUCUCCCAGAUCCUGGUGGCCUCUGCGCUGGGAGGAGUGGUGGACGCUGUGGGCACCGUGCGGGUCAUACCCAUGGUGGCGUCGGUAGGGUCUUUCUUGGGCUUCCUGACGGCCACGUUCCUGGUGAUUUACCCCAACGUCGGCGAGAGCCCGAAGGAAGAGCAGAAAGGUCUGGCGCCUCCCGAGGCGGCCGAGAGUGGCGGUGAUGUGGAUGGGGAGAAGCCGACCGUGAUAAAGCUCUCUCGGAAAGAAGCCUCCAUGGCGGAAGUGGAAAACGAGUCGGCCGUUUGAGCGAGCCGCCGCCAUUUGCACACAUUCCAAGCCGUUUCAGGUGCAUGAAUCGGGACGUUCUUGCAAAGCGGAAUCUGAACUUUUCAAAGGACAUCCUUGCUGCAGCAUCAGAUUGAAAUGGUUCUUUCAUGCAAAAAUGUAGAUGAAAUUCCAUAGUCUUAGGGUAGCCUUGAAUAGGUAGCUUUGAUGCUGAUUGCUUUCUCUACAAUCCAGAAAAAUCUCCUUUCUUAGAGGUAUUUUUAAUGGCGAGAAAAUGCGUUUCCGGGGUGACUUUUAUUGAUGGGCAGGAAAACGUUCUUGUGUGGUUUGCUUUGUUUUGUUUUUUUAGACCACAUGGCGGUUUUUCAAAAUUCUCAAAUUACCCAUUUGGACAGUUUUAUUUCCCUUCCGCCAGCACCACCAUUUUU
This is a messenger RNA of Lacerta agilis (Sand lizard), 3463 nucleotides long. It is a transcript of the gene SLC45A4, whose product is annotated as solute carrier family 45 member 4. The record is from RefSeq and is a predicted model, not a curated record. Gene Ontology annotation, cellular component: membrane. The coding region runs from base 693 to 3056 and encodes 787 amino acids. The transcript is spliced from 9 exons. NCBI's taxonomy places the organism in Eukaryota, Metazoa, Chordata, Lepidosauria, Squamata, Lacertidae. Gene Ontology annotation, molecular function: sucrose:proton symporter activity. Gene Ontology annotation, biological process: transmembrane transport.